AUGGAUGCCAAACGAAUCUCGACCGAGUCGGGUUCCGACUCACCUCGUGAUGUCAAAACUCCCUACAUCACCGAGCCAGAAUCCGAGAUUCCAAUAUUCGAGGGAUCAGCCGCCGUGGUUGAUCAUCACGCUGAGCGAGCACUAUGUCGCAAAUUCGACUAUCGACUGCUUCCAGUAUUGGCUGUCAUGUAUCUGUUUAACGCACUCGAUAAGGGAAAUUUGGGAAACGCAAAGACAGCGCAUUUGGAGAGAGAUCUAGGCUUCAAGAAGAAUCAAUACAACAUCAUCCUCUCGGUGUUCUACGUCCCAUAUGUGUUAUUCGCACCGCCGCUGGGCUUGUUGGGAAAGAAAUAUGGCCCCUCGAGGGUACUGCCAUUGAUGAUGUUCUCGUUUGGGUCUUUUACCAUCCUGGCCGUGGCGGUACAGAACUUUGCUGGAAUGAUGGCUUUGAGAUGGUUCUUAGGAAUGGCUGAGAGUGCUUUCUUCCCACUUGUCAUCUACUAUCUCACAACCUUUUACCGAAGAGGAGAAUUAGCUCGCCGUCUGGCCAUCUUCUACGCUGCUUCCAACAUUGCCAAUGCAUUUUCUGGACUUUUGGCUUUUGGCGUUUUCCACAUCACAAACACACCUCUUUACCCUUGGCGAUAUCUCUUCUUGAUCGAAGGAUCUCUCACAGUCCUUUUCGCCGUCUUCACCUGGUUCUAUCUUCCUCUAAACGCCGCCUCGGCGAACUUCCUUAACGAAGAAGAAAAGAAACUAGCCUUCCACCGAGUCCAAACGGAUUCCUCCUCCACAGUCAACGAAAAGCUCAAUCUCAAAGACUCUCUCAAAAUAUUCCUCCAACCCGCCUCCUGGGCCUUCCUCACCAUCGAAAUCUGUCUCGGCGUCCCCCUCCAAUCCGUCUCCCUCUUUCUCCCCCAAAUCGUCGCCCGUCUCGGCUACUCAACCGUCAAAACAAACCUCUACACCGCAGCCCCCAACAUCACCGGCGCAGCCAUGCUCCUCAUCCUCGCCUUCUCCUCUGAUUUCACCCGUCGACGAGGACCCUUCAUCGUUCUAGGCUUCCUCUUCACCUUUUGCGGCAUGAUUAUCUAUACCGCCAUCGACGUCCUCCACCACAAGCAAAUCGCCUACUUCGCUACCUUUAUGAUGUGCUGGGGUACCUCGGCGCCUUCCGUCCUUCUCUCAACAUGGUACAACAACAACACUCCCCAUGAAGGCCGGCGCAUCGUGCUCACCUCCGUCGGCGUCCCACUCGCUAACGUCAUGGGUCUGGUCUCAAGUAACAUCUUCACACCGGAAUCAGCGCCCGAAUAUAUACCUGCGCUAGCUACGACGGCGGCGUUUGGUGCGUUUGGCGCGUUGGUGGCUGGGCUAUUGAGUUUGUAUAUGGUGUUUGACAAUAAGAGGAGAGAUCGGAAGUUGGGACGGAAACUUGAUAUCCGGGAUGUGCCUACUGAGUUGCUUAAGGAUGGUCCGAAGGUGCCUGAGUUUAGGUGGUUUUUGUGA
Messenger RNA from Glarea lozoyensis ATCC 20868, 1509 nucleotides. RefSeq names its product MFS general substrate transporter. NCBI's taxonomy places the organism in Eukaryota, Fungi, Ascomycota, Leotiomycetes, Helotiales, Helotiaceae. The coding region runs from base 1 to 1509 and encodes 502 amino acids. Gene Ontology annotation, biological process: transmembrane transport. Gene Ontology annotation, cellular component: membrane. The transcript has a single exon. The record is from RefSeq and is a predicted model, not a curated record. Gene Ontology annotation, molecular function: transmembrane transporter activity.